CGCGAUACUUAGCGGUGUUUCCUGACAGCUGAAAACAUGGCGGAAGAGUACGGACGGAAGUGGGACCGAUGCCUCGCUGAUACCGGCGUGAAAACAGUAACUGGCCUUGGUGUGGGAUUUCUGAUCUCCGUCCUCUUCUUUAAAAAACGUACAUGGCCUGUUGCAUUCAGUUCAGGUUUGGGGCUGGGCAUGGGAUAUGCCAACUGCCAGCAUGACUUCAGAUCACCACACCUGAUUCAUGGACGUAUGAUUAAGGACCAGUAGAAAAGGACGCCAGAAAGUCACAAGUCCCUCAUUCGUUUUUGUUGUCAUUGUUAUCGUGCUGCUCAUUCCUGUAACAGCUUUAACGUCCAUAAAAUGUCCACAUUGUGUUCAGCGAAGGGCUGUGGAUGUAUAUUUAAUAAAGUGAUUAUGGGAAACUUUC
Messenger RNA from Sphaeramia orbicularis (orbiculate cardinalfish), 424 nucleotides. Its product is annotated as MICOS complex subunit Mic10. The coding region runs from base 37 to 264 and encodes 75 amino acids. Gene Ontology annotation, cellular component: mitochondrial inner membrane; mitochondrion; MICOS complex. The record is from RefSeq and is a predicted model, not a curated record. The transcript has 4 exons. Lineage: Eukaryota; Metazoa; Chordata; Actinopteri; Kurtiformes; Apogonidae.